UACCAAAUGUGCGCUUGCUUGUGUUCAUUUCUCCUAGUGAGCACAGCUCUAAAAAUACCCUCAUGCCCUUGUAGUGAUGAUGAUGGGUGUAACCAACAGGAUGCUGAGACUAUAACCUCAAAGUCAGAGGUCUCCAGAUGCAUUGCUCCUUAGAUCCUUGACUGGGAAAUAAAGCAGCAGCAGGAAGGCCAAAGGUCACAGUCCAACAGCAUACAGGAUUUGAUAUGGAUACUUUGUCCACGUACUGUGUGGAGGGAACCAGUAAUCUGAGAAGCGGAGAGGAAGGCAAGGAGGAGGAAGAAAAAGAAGACGUGGAAGAGGAGAAGGAAGAUGGGGGUGAAGAUGGGGGUGAAGAAGAUAUAGAGGGGAAAAAAGAUGAGUCGGCCGACCAGAAGCUACAAAGACCGGCCUGGGUUCCGUGUUUUUUCUACAAAGCAGAUAAAGAGGUGUACAAUUACGUGGGCCAGGAGAUCAUCAUCAGGUGCGGUCUUGACUCGUAUGCAGGCAUGAUAUGGCCAGCAGCUCUGGCUCUCUGUCACUAUCUGGACACCCAUCGCGAACAGUUGAGUCUUAUGGACAAGGCGGUCCUGGAGAUUGGGGCAGGAACUGGCCUCCUGUCUAUUGUAGCAGCACUCCUCGGUGCCUGGGUGACAGCCACAGACCUUCCAGAGGCCCUGAGCAACCUGAGAGCCAACCUUAACAGGAACACCAGGGGCCACUGCAGAUACACACCCCAAGUGGCAACUCUGUCCUGGGGCGACGGCCUGGAGCGCUGCUACCCUACAUCCGUCUACCGAUACGACUACGUGCUGGCAGCUGAUGUGGUCUACCAUCACGAUUUCCUAGAUGAGCUCCUGGUCACCAUGAAGCAUUUCUGCAAACCAGGAACGACUUUGAUCUGGGCCAACAAGGUGAGGUAUGAGACUGAUCUGACUUUCAUGGAGAAGUUUAAAAAGGCUUUCCACACAAGUAUACUGGCUGAAGACGAAGAGAUGAAGAUCUUCAUGGCAACGUGUAGAGUGUGAAAGACAGAAAAGAUAUGGAUGGAUUACUCAAUGUCCCCUACGGGCCCAGGGACUCCUGAGUCAGAGCCUCUGUUUAAAGAUAUUAACAUUACUCUUUGGGAAGUCAAAGAGCGAGUAUCUGCCACCAUUAAGUUUUGCAUUUGUUGUUUGUUUUUCUCUCCAAAUAAUACAAUGGCACAGUGCCUUUUUAAGCUAUAACAAUAAUAAUUAGUAAAGCUAUUUGUUUCCUUUGAUGGUUUUUAUAUAAUAAUUGUAUGUUCAUUUGUAAAAUGUAAUCAAAACUUGUCAGUUUGGAACUGUACUAGCAGGAAGGCGUAGCAAGAGUUAAGACAGCCUCUCUUCAUCUCCAGUUUUCAACCAUCACCGGAACUGCAGUUACUAUUUGAUUUACCUGUAAAAAUAUAAUUUUUAAAGAUGCCAAACAAACCCAUUUCUCUGUCCACUGGAGGGUCAGCUGCUGCUAUGUAGAGAGGAGGGUCUUUUGCCCGUGUGUGCAUCAGGGCCCAUGAUCUCAUAAUCUGUUAUAAAGGAUUUACGAUGCUCGCAACCAGCAGGCACUAAAGACGGUAAGAAGGGCAACGCAGAAAGGGUUUUAGUUUAGUUGUUGCUUGAACUUAAACUUUCACUUAUUUCACUUUUUACUCCAUGCUCUCCUGGUCUGAUGCCAUACUUACUACCUUGUGAAGCACCCUAUUUAGCCUGAAUAAGUUAAACCUGUGCUACAUAAGGUUAGAAUUAGAAUCAAACUAGUUAUGUCUCAGUGUUGAAGUAAAAACAAUUAUUUAAUUAAUUGACAAGUCAUCUUUUCAGUUAUUUCUUUUAAGAACAAAUGCUAAAAGUUUGACAUUUCAGCUUCUCAAAUGUGCAGAUUUAAUGCUUUUCUAUUUCAUAUAUGAUAACCGAAUAUCUUUAGGUUUUGGACCGCUAGGGGACAAAGCAGUCAAUUUGAAUGUGUCAUGUUGGGCUGUUGUAGCUUGGCUUCGCCCGCCUACAUUUUGUACUUCAGCUCAUUUUUCAUUUUCAGUACAAAUGAAAUGUCCAAGAGUCUGGUAGGACUGCGUGUCUACAUUAGUCAUGAAAUGUCCUGUUUUUAACGGCAUGUGACUUGAAAGUUUAUUUUUAAACAUUUCUAUUGUUUAAUACAGUGAAAAAAAAAAUGAAGAAAAACCCUUGUAUCUGUGAACCUCUUCUUCUACUUUGCUAAUUUCUGAACAAACUCUUAGCCGGCUAUUUCAAAUGACGAGGACAAUAAAAAGAAUAAAACUCACUUACAUAACUCAACGAAACACUCCAACACAUUCCAUUUUGCUGUGCUUACAAAUGAUGAGCAGAGAACACUUAAAAUUCUUCCAAAUCAUUUUUAUUCAGUGUCUUUUUCCUUGAAGUUUUUUGUGACUUAAUUCCACGUGACCACAACAUAGUGUGACAGUUGCUUGGGUCUUUCCCACGUCAUUGAGGAAGAAUGGGUAUAAAAUGAUAUAAUACUAAGAGCAUACAACCUUAUCUCAUAACAUUCUGUAAAAUAUUGGCAUUUACUAAAUUUGUAUGACUACAAAUAUAAACACUCAACAUCCAGAACAAGCAUUUCUGAAGUAUUUCCUGACACCAGCAGAGAGAAGUCUGGUGUCAGAAAUGGACGGUACAGUCCUGUGGUGAAAGUUAAGGCCAUUUUGGAGAGACUGUUAUUGGCAACGCAUACUGUAGACAACUGAACCCUGAAUGUAACAUUUGCCUGAAGCAAACCCCAAACACGGGAAAGAGGAGAAAAAA
Molecule: messenger RNA, 2795 nt
Organism: Etheostoma spectabile (orangethroat darter)
Lineage: Eukaryota; Metazoa; Chordata; Actinopteri; Perciformes; Percidae
Gene: mettl21ca
Product: methyltransferase 21C, AARS1 lysine a
Exons: 5
Coding region: 225-1025 (266 amino acids)
Source: RefSeq, a predicted model, not a curated record